Trypanosoma brucei brucei TREU927 is the source of this 1554-nucleotide messenger RNA. RefSeq lists its product as hypothetical. Gene Ontology annotation, cellular component: cytoplasm. The record is from RefSeq and is a predicted model, not a curated record. Bases 1 to 1554 code for a protein of 517 amino acids. Gene Ontology annotation, molecular function: zinc ion binding. Lineage: Eukaryota; Euglenozoa; Kinetoplastea; Trypanosomatida; Trypanosomatidae. The transcript has a single exon.
AUGAGCUUACAAUGCGAAGGUGAUGGCGCUGUGUGUUACACUUGUGGUCAUUUCGACUUUCUACCACUGAAAUGCAACCACUGCGGAAACAUGUUUUGUGGCGAGCACAUUAAAAACCACAACAUACCUGGUUCCGAGGAGGCAUGCGCUGCCGCCUACUUGGGCCGCGUGUUGCCUGUUACUAGUAUGGUGCAAGAAGGUGCAACCGAGCCGAGGCACGCGUGCGCUAUUUGUGGCAGCCCACUGUGUGUACUUAUUCCGUGUGACCUGUGCCAGCGGGAUUUUUGUGCUAUUCAUCGGUUCCACGAACACAGUGACAACCAUGGCGAGAGGAGGAGAGUUCAGGGGACGAAUGGACACGACACUACCCCUUUUCCUAAGGAUGUCGAGGAGGCUUUCGCACAUAUAUGUGGGAGGUACUCACCAGGGAGACCACUUGUCCUCCAGCCACCAGCGUUUCGCGGUACCAUGCUUCCUGUGACUGCUUUGAUGUGUGAGGUAGAUGAUACAGGGGGGACGAUUAAAGCGGUUGCUGUUAUUUCCCUUUCGGUGGCGGCAGAGAUGUCGGUGGGGCAGCUCUUGGACCGUUGUACGGUCAGCUUGGUACUGCCUCCCUCCCACCUUUUGAAGCAGCCGAUGUUUCACAUUAGUUUCUCGGACCGAGCUGUGGUGGACCAAAUUCCUCUAUCAUUAAGUGCUUCCAAGGCUGACCUCUCCAAUCGUGAUGUUCUUCUCGUGGUGCAGCAACGAGGGGACCCCACUGAAGAAAGUGAGCGUGGCGUGAGUGACCAAGUUGGAAAGGUAACUGUAUCUGUGGAGGCCCUUGAGAACGCGUUAACGCAGCUACUCUCUUUGGCACUCUCCGAUGGUCUACGACCUGGGAGUCGUCUACACUCAGCUGCCUCACGUAUUCGACUCCGCUCACUCGGUACAAAAGCUUCUAAAAGGGGCACUUCCCCUCCGUCCCAAGAAUUGUCUCAAUCGGGUCAGUUGCCGCAUUGUGAAUGUACCAACCGUGUCAAGGUAUCGAGCGUCAGUGACCGAGAGGUUGUGCGAAUUGGCACUCACCAGCAAUGCGACAUCGGUGGAACGCCGUGGCCUUUUUUACGCCCCCCACCGCUCGACGAGUUCAUUUUUUCUCACACGAGGAUGAACCCGCGUCGCGCUGCCCCAAAAGAGCCUCCAAGUGCAAGUAUCAUUGUGGCAGUGUUCGUCGCCGAUUGCCAGUUGUCACGUGAAGUUGCACCCUUUUGUAUUUCGUUGAAUAAAGAGUUGUCGAUAGGGCGUGCUCUUGAUAUCAUUAGGGAAAUUGUUGACGAAGUUGCUGGACCGCGUCCAGGGCCGGGUUGGAACCUUUUUAACCUAACGACAGGUGAGCUUCUUACUGUUCCCCCUCUGUCGAGCAGGAGUGACCUACGGGACCGCGAUAUCCUAUUCUUCGGUGAGGUGUUUUCGGAGGCACUGCGUGCCGAGGUUGUGAGGUUGCGGGAAGUGAAGGGUAAACCCCUCAUGGCACUCAAGAUGAAGAUGAUGAAGAGCUGUGCUCUCAUGUAG